Trematosphaeria pertusa is the source of this 1623-nucleotide messenger RNA. RefSeq lists its product as uncharacterized. Gene Ontology annotation, molecular function: single-stranded DNA 5'-3' DNA exonuclease activity. NCBI's taxonomy places the organism in Eukaryota, Fungi, Ascomycota, Dothideomycetes, Pleosporales, Trematosphaeriaceae. Gene Ontology annotation, cellular component: nucleus; mitochondrion. The coding region runs from base 1 to 1623 and encodes 540 amino acids. Gene Ontology annotation, biological process: interstrand cross-link repair. The record is from RefSeq and is a predicted model, not a curated record. The transcript has 2 exons.
AUGGGCGACAAAUCCAUUUCUGCGAUAGUGAACGCAGAAGCCCACAGCGACUACGGGUCCGAUAUCGACCUCCGCUCCCUGCCCGCGCUGAGCGACUAUGGCUCAGAAUUCGACCCCAACGAAAUCGCCGAAGACACGCUUGUCGGCGAGCUCCUCGUGCAGAUAGCUGCGGCUGCACCGAAGGCAGUCCUUUAUCCAAGCAUAGAAGUGCAAGAGGCGCUGGAGCAUAGGGAGGAUGAGGGCGUUGUGGUCAACACACCGUGUAGGCCUGCGAUCCUGCAGCGGACGAGGGAGAUUCGGAGUUCGCCUGCAAGACCGCUUGGUAGGAGAAGCGCGUCGGUGGAAGUCGAGUACGAUGGCUGGUCGCGGCGCGCUUUCAGCGUCCCGAGAGAAGAACCGUCUUCCGAAGCACUGGGACGGGCUGAUGAGCCUUCAGAAAUGGCCGAUGAUACGCGUACACCUCUCGAACGCUUCCGCACGAAGCCCAAGAAACCGCUCUCCGUCACAGACCUCGUCUCGCCAGCAUGGUGCGAACUACAGUAUCUCUAUACGCUGACCAAGUUCGGUCGCAAGCCGCCGACGCGCGCCAUGAAAGCCGGCACCAAGAUACAUCAGACACUCGAGGACGAAGUUCAUACAGUUGUGCCCGUGCAAGUGAAGAGCAAGGAAGACCGCUUCGGUCUGAGGAUAUGGAACACUAUACAAGGACUGCGAUGUCUGAGAGAAACUGGCCUGACGCGGGAGCUGGAAGUGUGGGGCGUCGUUGACGGACAAGUAGUCAAUGGCGUCAUCGACGAGCUGAGCUACACAUGUCCAGACCCCAAUUUUGAGGAGCAGCUUGAGCUCUCGAAAGCCAAGAAGAGCGGUGACACCUUGCCACUCGGACAGCUAAGCAUCGAGCAGGCCUUCGCAAAAUCUGGGGUGUGUCACCUGGAGACUAAAAGAGACGACGAGACCGCAUGGAUAGGCGCCCUAGAGCCCGACCGACAGGUCUACAUCGCGGACGUUAAAACGCGCGGCGUGCGCUCCUUGCCCACCGCCGCGUCUUUACGACCAACAUGGAUGCAGCUUAUGCUCUACCGAAAACUCCUCGAAUCGCUCUCGCUCAACACUGUCGAUGCGGAAACCGUGUUCGUGCGGUACAAUCUAAUGCCCCUGGAGUCUUUCUCCGAAGUUUUCAUGCUCGACGCUAGCACUUCCAGCGGAGCACAAGAAGGCGAUAUGCACAUCGACACCGAAAAUCCCUACAGCAUCCUCCAAGAAAGCGAACUGCGCUCCCACCCGAACCUCCUCUCGCUUUGGUCCCUCAUGAUCACCGAGUUCCAAGCCACCAUGCCUUCUAUCAGCGAUAUCCUGCGCGCUGAGUUCCGGUACUCCAAGACAGGCGACAUCAUCGGCAGCGAGCUUACCGUGUAUAACCCUGACACGAUCGAUGAAUAUGUCAAGAGCGAAAUGGAGUGGUGGAAAGGAGUGAGGGAGGCUAAAGGCGUGGAGAUUGAAGAGGCCUUCAAGUGUAGGGUGUGUGAUUUUGCAGAGGAGUGCAGCUGGCGGAAGACGAAGAUUGAGGAGGCGACGGAAAAGCAUCGGUUGAGGCGGGGAAAGAGGGAGAAGAGCGCUGUUUGA